UAGAGUAAAUUUUCAAGAACACCGUGUAAAAAGUGUGGGAAUCUAGCUGCAUAGUCGCCAAUUAUUUAACAAUAAUAUGUUCAAGAAACCUUUUAGAAUUAAAUCUCAAACUUCUAUGAAAGGAUCAGAUAGAAAGAAGCUUAGAUUGGAGAUACAGAAGAACUUUCAUGGUUUAGAUAGUGAAACAGUUUCUGACAUCAUUCCCAGCAAAGAGGAAGUAACCAUAGUGAAGAUAUACACACAUGCUGGUGAUAAUGCCUACAUCUAUUGUGUUAAUAAACAGCCUAUCCUGUUUGAGGUGGAUAAACAAAAAGUGCAAUAUCCUACAGUUUACCUGUUGUGGAGAUAUCCAGAUUUAAUUGAAAGAUUUACAACAUGGCCUCCUGUGUUAAAAAAACUUACAGACGGAGCAGAUUUGAUGUUGCCAGGUGUGAUUGUACGUGGACAGUUAACUCCAGCCACAUUUAAACACAUAGAGAAAGGUCAAAUCUGCUCUGUUAAUAUCUAUGGAAAUAGAUGUCCUGUAGGAGUAGGUCAAACACUACUGUCAGGUAGUGACUUCUUUGACUCUGGUAUGAAGGGGAAAGGCAUUCAUCCCAUUCAUCUAUUAGGAGAUGAGUUAUGGGCAUUUGGGGAUAAAUCCUCACCACCUGUCAUAGAUGAUGAUCCUAUACCUGUAGAGCUAGAGGAGGAGUUGGCUGCUGGAAGUGGAGAAUCAAAAACUACUGUUGCUGGUGACAUUAAUGGAGAGCCAGCUGAUGUAGUGGAUAAUGGAAAUGGAAGUGCUAUAGAUGACACAUCACCAGAUGAUCUUACAGAUAUGUUACCAGAAUCUCAGACCGGGGCAGAAAAAUGUGUUGGUGAUGAUGAAAAAACAGUAGACGGUGCCUCAGGUGGUACAAUAGAUGAAGUUAACAUGGAACAGCUAGAUAUUCAACAACAACCGGAGGAAAAUGAAGAUGAUGUUACAGACGAACCUGCCACUUUAACACCAGAGCAGAUGGACGAACUGCUGCAGUUUUGUUUUUUGUGUGCUGUGAAAAGUUCCUUGAAGAAAUCAGAUUUACCAAUUCCAACUGGUACAUUCUACAAGCAGCAUGUCAUGAAAUACUGCCCAAAAGAUAAGACACUUGACAUAAAGAAGUCCACCUACAAAAAGUUAUCUAAAUUCUUGCAAAAGCAAGCAAAGACUGGUAUUGUAAAGGUAAAAGAAUUGGCUAAAGGUGUAGACAGCAUUACAGAAAUAGACAAAUCUCACCUGUCUUUACGAGGAUUUGAAGUACCAGAAAUUACUGAAGAGGAGACAUCUGAAGGGUCUGGUAAUAAGUACACUCCUCCGCAAAUCACUGAAAUGUUCGCAGUCACUGCCAAUACUUUGCCAUUUUACAAAACUCUUGGAUAUAGUAAAGGAAGUGCCUUAAAACCUGCAGAUAUUAGAAAAGUGGUGACCGACUAUGUGAAAACUAACAAUUUACAGAAGGAAGAUUGUAAAAAUGAAGUAUUGUUAGACCCUAUUCUUGCUGAGAUGUUACUGGUGAAAGCAGAGGGGGACAGAUCAACAUUAAAAUGGGAUGAAAUUUACUCCAGGCUGAUAAACAAGAUGACACCAGUAUAUGAAGUGAUAUUUGCGGGUCAACCAGCUGUUAUAAAAAAAGGAAAUGUGGAUCCGAUCAAGAUAGAUGUUGUACAAAGGGCCUCUAAUAAAAAGGCCACAAUUAUAGAGAAUUUAGAUUUGUUUGGUAUAGACGAGAAGACAUUUGCUCAUACAGUACAGGUGAAAGUUGCAUGUAGUGCAUCAGUGGUGCCAUCACCACAGAAAAACAAGGGGCCACAAGUGGUAGUGCAAGGAAAUCAAGUCAAUUUUGUUGUAGAAAUUUUAACAGGAUCAUACAAUAUACCAAAAAAAUAUCUGAAGGGACAAGAGAAAGCUCCAAAAUCUAAACGAAGAUGAUGAUAAACGAAGUAAUGUGUAUAAAUAUGUUAUAAAUCUAGGUGAAAUCAAAAAUAAAAAUAAGUUUAAAGUUA
Molecule: messenger RNA, 2025 nt
Organism: Ruditapes philippinarum (Manila clam)
Lineage: Eukaryota; Metazoa; Mollusca; Bivalvia; Venerida; Veneridae
Product: eukaryotic translation initiation factor 2D-like
Exons: 17
Coding region: 77-1951 (624 amino acids)
Biological process (GO): formation of translation preinitiation complex; translational initiation
Molecular function (GO): translation initiation factor activity
Source: RefSeq, a predicted model, not a curated record